This is a messenger RNA of Pararge aegeria (speckled wood butterfly), 2202 nucleotides long. RefSeq lists its product as uncharacterized. The transcript has 9 exons. Lineage: Eukaryota; Metazoa; Arthropoda; Insecta; Lepidoptera; Nymphalidae. Gene Ontology annotation, cellular component: post-mRNA release spliceosomal complex; cytoplasm; nucleus. Bases 457 to 2169 code for a protein of 570 amino acids. Gene Ontology annotation, molecular function: mRNA binding. The record is from RefSeq and is a predicted model, not a curated record. Gene Ontology annotation, biological process: regulation of mRNA stability involved in response to oxidative stress.
UUUGCCGAUAAAUAUUUUUCUUUUAGAAAACAAAAGGCAGAAUUACAAAAAUACGUACAAUUAUAACUCAUUAAUAAGUAGGGCUUUUAGUAGUGGUCCGUAAUAAUAUUUUGGUUGUAACGUGAACCUAAACAUUAGUGUUAAUAUUACAAAUAAUUUUUUUUGCGUUCAAUAUUGCGAACUAAAAUAUAUGUUUUGUCGCACACCAUUUCAGGUAAUUUGUAUUGAUUAGUGAUUAUUUCGUGACUAUAGCAUGGGCUUAAAUUAAAGAAAUAAUUCGUAGGUAUUGAUUAUUUCGUGUCUAUAGCAUGGACUCAAAUGAAAGAAGUAAUGAUAGUCUUUCCAUGCCGGUUUUGGAUUCUACAGAUGUGCGAAGGACACCAUUCAUUUAAAAUUUGAAUAAAUCAAUCGUGUCAUUUAAAAAAUCAGAGGACAAAAGUGCCCGAAGGUUCCGGUAUGAAUAUGGAGAAAGACAUGCAAAAUUCUAAAGAAAAUCGGAAAAAAAGUAUGGAUACUGACACUGAAAAGAAGACCAUAUCAAAUAAUUCGCAAAGUACAGACGUAAGGGAGGCGUACUCGUUGUCCAUAACAAACUCACCAGGAGAAUGGACUUUGCAGGAAGUCGUAAAGUUUGUAAAAAAUGAUUGUGGAAUUGAAAUAGCAUAUAUUACUGACAGUAUGGAUGAGGAAUUUAAAGUUUAUCUCAGCUUGGACCCAAAGAAUGAUUCACACCAAAAAGCAUUGGCUAUGCUGAACGCAAAGAAUGUUGAAGGAAAACUGAGUAUUCAUUUAAAAGACAAUUUAAAAGAAGGAUCAGAGAUUGAUUCAGAAUCUGGAAAUAAUGAAAAUGUAGAAGAAACCAAGGUGAAACAAGACAAAGACUUUGCGGGCCCUUCGAAGGCUAGCCAAGAUGUGAGCCCAGAAUCAAAUAGUUACUACAUACGUGAGAGUUACCUUGAGUCAUUGGGUAUCAAACCGCCCAUAAGUAACUGGGUUAUCGUUACUAACUUUCGGUGCGAUAAGAGUGAGCUCAAGGAGGUGUUGGAACUAGCGGGGAGGGUCUCGGUAUGCUCGCUUUGCAGCAACACCAAACUCGCCAAAGUGAGGUAUAGCCACGCGCUAGAAGCGGUGCAGGCAGUGUCAAUGCUUAACGGACAGCAGUAUUACGGCAAUAAACUCCAAGUGACAAUGUGCGACUUGAACGAACCGAAAGGACUACUGCCCAAGGGUUUAGUAGACGUCGGUCCGGGGUUGGGCAAAUACGGCAAAUCAUUACCCGACGUCGGCGAGCAGUACAAACUAAUCCUCAAAGGGAAACCAUCGGAAUUGGACUCGUGCAUUUUUAAAAUGGAUUUAUUGGAAAAAACUGGUAGACCCAUACAAACCGUUCAGAGCAUUUGCGCUAAAAACAUAGAAAGCAAGAGCAAUCAAAAUGAAACCGACGAUGUGAACAACGAAUCUCCAAUAGAGAAGGCCAAUCAAAAAUUCGAAGGGAGGAAUUUCGGACCUGUAGGUCAAAAACCCGCUAGCGUCUCAGUAUCAAGGCCACCGGUCUGUCAAUCUAUAAACAAUGUGACCCAUAGAUCUAUGGCACCGUUCCCAAAUAAGAUGCAACCGAUGACAGGUCCCUUGAGGGGUCCGAUUCAAACCCCUAGGGGGCCGGUACUGAGAACUAUGGGGGGGCAAAUAACCUUCCCGAUGGUGAACCCGAGAAUGAUGGCCACGGGUCUUAAUUCCGGUAACGAUCCCAAUGUGAGCGGGAUGAUGCAUCCACCCAGACUGAGGGGGAUGAUACCAGGUCCAAUGGCUGGAUCAUCCCCCAGGGGGCCGAUGGUCGGCCGCAAUCGUUUUCCAGCACCCCGUGCGAUAAUGGGGCCACGGCCGGGGCCCGGUGUGGCCCCUCGUGGCCCCUUAACACCAAAUGAACCAGGCAGGCCGAUAUUUCAGCUCGGACCUAAUGUGGGAAUAUUCGCAGGGCCCGAUCCUACGAUACUACAAAUAACUAAUUUACCACCCAGUACGACCUUGGUGAGUCUUGGAAAAAUAUUGGGAGAGUUCGGCAUCGUUGUAUUCCUCGAGCUGACGACCCCAGGAUGUGCCAACGUACGAUUCAGCAGCACCGUCGAUGUUGAGCGAUGUUUACUGGCUUACCGCCAGGCGAACGGAUGAGAAAGGCCCAAACAGCGACGGUGUCGUCGCAGA